AUGUCCGCUUUUGAUCUGACGAACCAGAGCAUGCAGCGUAUAGAGCCUGAGAUAGACUAUAUCGCCCCACGGAUGAAACUGAGGGAUGAGAUGUUUGUCUUUAUUGAUGGUAAAUGGGUGAAUGAGAUCUACUGCCAGCCACCCUUUGCUUCCCACCAAAAACUCUUUAGCAAGAAGGCACAGAAUGAGUGGAGCAUCUGGGAGGAGAACAGAGCGCUCUGGGAGGAAAACCACGUCCUCCGGAUCGAAAACAGGAUGCUCUGGGAAGAAAACAAGGCUCUACAAUGUCUCCAGUCACAGAACAAAGCUGUUCAGGUUAUUUACACUGAUGCCGUUCAGCAAAGCCUCCAGAAGGAAAAUAAGCCAUUCCCAUUCUUCCAAGAGAGGAACAUAGGCUUUCAGGUCAGCCCAGGCAACAAAGCUCUCCAGGUGGUCCAGGAAAAGAAUAGAGUCUUAGAGGAUUUCCAGCAGGAGAAUAAAACAGUCCCCAUCAUCUGGAAAGACCAAAAAGCCAUCACAGUCCAUGAAGAGAGCAAAGACUCCAGCUCAGAUCUUCAGAAGGACACUGACGCCAUCACAGCUGUGGAAGAAGGUAACCCUGGUCCAGCCUCCCAGCAGGAACAUGAAGCUGAAAAGAAGAACACCACUCCAACCCAGAAUGAGAUCAAGUCUGCCCCAAGCACACAGGGCGAGUAUGAAAUCCUGUGGGCUCUCCAGGACUUAUACGAACUCCUCCACAUCUUCCUGAAAGUGAACCAUCUCCCUGGGGAGAAACAGGGCUGUCACGUUCUCUACGAUGUGAACAGAUCCUUCCAAGAAGAUUACAAUAAAUUGAAGCUGCAGCUGAAUGCUGUGAAAAACACUGUGUCAGACAUUACGGCUCAAAUGGAAAUGUUGGAAAAGGAGCUCAUUGCCAUCACUUCCCCAAUGUAUGAAGAAGCAGGACAGAAGCUGGCAACUGAACAUCGGCUUGGAGAGAUGUGA
This is a messenger RNA of Gymnogyps californianus (California condor), 984 nucleotides long. RefSeq names its product chibby family member 2 (gene CBY2). Lineage: Eukaryota; Metazoa; Chordata; Aves; Accipitriformes; Cathartidae. The transcript has a single exon. The coding region runs from base 1 to 984 and encodes 327 amino acids. The record is from RefSeq and is a predicted model, not a curated record.